ACUACAAAAUGAAAAGAUGAGUGGUUCGGCCUUUCCUCCUGCGGGCUCUGAAGGAAGGGGCCGAUAGAGCAGCCUGGAGGAAUCCAUCCGUUUUACAGUCGUGCUCCAGCAGCUGACAGGAGGAACCAGAGGAAGGCAGAGGGCCGUGGGGUGGUGGCACCAGAGGUGGGAGCACGGAGAGCUCUGCCAGACCCCGCGGGGGUGCCUGGAAAAGGCGCUUCCUCCUGCUGCCUCGGCUCCUCACCGCUGAGACGCGGCUGCUAACGCUGCUGCGCUCCUCGCGUGGGGCGGAAGCACUGAUCGGCGCCUCCGGGGUGCUCGGUUGCUAUGGGGAUGGGGAUCCUGAGAAGUGCAGAGGCUGGGGAGCCUCGGAGAAGAUUCGAAGUUGCUGGAGCUCCUCCGUGCCGUGCCGCGUCAUGCCGUGCUGUGCCAUGCCGCGCUGUGUUUGUAGCGCACUGUGCCGUGCCGCGCUGUGCCAUACUGCUCUGUGCUGUGCUGUGCCGUGCCGUGCUGUGCCAUGCUGCACCAUGCCGUUCUGUGCUGUGCCGUGCCGUGCUGUGCCAUACUGCUCUGUGCCGUGCUGCACCAUACUGCACUGUGCUGCACCGUGCCGUGCUGCGCUGCACCGUGCCGUGCCACACUGCACUGCGCCAUGCCACACUGCACCACACUGCGCUGUACUGUGCAGUGCCAUGUUGCACCAUGCUGCACCGUGCCGUGCUGUGCCAUGCUGCACCGUGCUGCACCAUGCCAUGCUGUACUGUGCUUUGCUGUGCCGUAUCGUACUGCGCUCUCCCACCUGGCCGAGCCUCCAGGGGGCCGGCAUCAAUCCCGUGGUGGCUGCAGCACGCAGCCCCCGCCCGGUCCCAGUUGCUGCUGGCCCACGAAGAGCAGCGCACAUCUCCAGAGCACCUCUUAUUCCCGGGUGAAAACUAGAUUUUCUUUCCAGCGUUUCCUUUCUUAUGGCACUGAGAGCUCUGUGGAAUACGGCGCGUUCAAGAGCUGUGCUGCCAUCCCCUUUAAAAACGGACGAGUGACAGCCAAGAUGAGUUCCACUGAGACCUCCUGCUACAAACUGACAGGUCUGGGGAGACCCAGCUCCUCUCCCUGCCUUCCUGCUCUUGCCGAAGGGCCUCCGCUAAUGAAGGGACAUUCCUCUGCAAGGCUCUGGCUGUUACCUCUGCGCAGGCAGCUCUGCAGCUCAGCGGAGGAGAGCCCAGCAGACACGGACCCGCAGAUCAGGGACGGAUGCGUGGGGCCUCAGGAGCACCUCAGGGCCCUGAGCGCACAGCUCCUUGGGGAGCUCGAUGUCUGGUGCCCCUCAGCACAGCAGGCAGGGUCCAGGAACAAAAACACAGAGUAUCAAUGGUGAUCUUAUUCUACCAAAACCAGAUCUGCAGUACUGGAAGCAGUCAUGAAGCACUAAAACCAGUUUUUGCUGCCCACCCAAUGCUCGGCAGUGGGAAGCGAGGGGGAGGAGGAAAUAUCAGGAGAUUGCCAGUGAGGUCCCUCGCUGUUCAGUCUUGUCUUCGAUCUUCACGUUUUCAUUUAGGACCUCGGCACAGGCCUGCGGAGCGCUGGUAGCUUUUCUGAUCGUGCCAAGUUUUCUGGAACUGCUGCAGUCAGUACAGAUGGGGAUCGGGGGAUCAGGGAGAUAAAAGUGAUGGGGUGAAGUGGGAUGAAAUUCAGUGCCACAAUGUUUAAGAAUAUGCACUUGGAAACUAAAACCAACAUUUUCUUCUACAAUCUGGAAAACAUCUCAGUUGUGCGGGUGAAUCAUAGGAAGGCUAUGAGCAGGGGCUGGGUGCUGGGAUGCUGGAGAUAAAUGAAAUCCUAGAAUGCAACAAGAGUCUGCAUUUCCCGUCCAGAUGGGGAAUGUCUGGUCUGGAGCACAAGGCACUGGGAGGCUCACCUGGAGCACCCUGUGCCUCUGUUCAGGACGAGAUCCGACCCAGGGGGGACAGGCAGGGAAGGUGGUGAGGAAAGGAAGGUGGUGAUGAAGCUGGUGAGGAAAAUCCUACAAGAGCUUAUUUUACAGAAGGAGACCAAAGGGCUGCCUGCUCAGUCUCGGAGAGAGGUCUGAGAGCAGGCAGUAAAUAGCAGGAGAAUGAUAAAGAAUGAAGAAAAGGGUGAAGGUGGCAGUAUAUCACAUGGGUACAAAAUGUUGUGCAUGGGGCAAAGCUGCUUUGAAAUCUGGAGGGAAAGAGCAUAUCUGCCAUGUCCCUCCGGGAGACCUUGCAGAUGCCAGUAAGCUUCUUCACGGAUUAGGUCGAUGGAAAGUAGAUGCCUCCAACCGAAGCCCAGGCUUAGGGCACUGCCUGAGCCAGAGGCAGGAGACACUCCGGAAUUUGGCCUGUGCAGGAGGGACGUCUCUGGGGCUGGGCAAGGGGAAACGGACGAGCAGCUGCAGACCCCCUGCAGGGGCCAGGGAACCAGCAGAAGCGCCGAUCAGGCGACCCGGGGACGGUGCUGGGCCGGGGCUUUGCUGAGCGAGGAGCGCGCGCCGGGCUGGCACGCGCUGCCUGGUGCCUCCUGGGCUCGCAGGCGCCGGGCUUCGCACGCCCUUCGUGCAGAGCCAGCCUGCGCCAGCACCGUGAGCAGCUCUGCCCGGCAGGCUGCGCGCUCUGGCUGACCCCGCGGAUCCUGGAGAGCACCAGGAUAAGGGUGAAAACCCCCUGGGGUGGGCACGCUGCUGCGGGUUUCACUCAAGAGCUGUCACUGACAUAAGGCUCGUCUCCCGAAAAUCUGCCCUCAGGUAACGGGGCAGACUUCGGAGCAAGGCUGACCUCUUUAUUCGCCCGCAGGCACCCACGGGCAUGUGCUGGGAUCAGCCCCCAGCCCCCAGCUCCCCAGCCUGCCAGCUCGUGCAUUUUUGCGUGUUUUUCUCGCUACGUUGGCCCAUUGCCUUUAAAAGGCUAAAUGCUCCGGACUAAAUUUGGUCAUGCAGCUCUGCAUGGUUCCCUGGAAUGUCCUCGGGUUUCAGGCUGCUCUGAUAGCACCAUUCCCCGCCUCCCGCUGGGCUCCAUUGGCUUCCCCGCACCCGAAUCGCCGCUGGGCGCUGUUAUUGGCCAACUCUUGGGCCGAGGGGUGUCCCCUCUUCAUCACUACCGAGCCCCCGGGGCUGCAGCGGUUGAGAGCUGCUGCGAUUUAACGCUUCAGCACCUGCUGCCGCUGCGGGAAGCGGUGUUAGAGCUUCGGCUCUGGUUUUUUUCUCUUGCUUUGGGUACCACAACAACCGCAACCGUGUCUCGCCAACGGGCCAAGAUGUCCAAAGUUGCCAAAUAUCGGCGACAAGUUAGUGAAGAUCCGGACAUAGACAGCUUGCUGUCGACUCUGUCUCCAGAGGAGAUGGAGGAGCUGGAGAAGGAGCUGGAUGUGGUGGAUUCGGAUGGAAGCAUCCCUCUGGAGCAGAGUCAGAAAAACCAAACGGAGAAUUCGCCAACCAGCCCGCAGAACUGCGACGCGGUGCUCAACCACUGUGAGAAGGAGACCAAGAAACGCAUCCAGAGGGAGCACUCGGUAGACGAAACCAGACUGGCCGAGAAGAAGCAGGAAGCCAAGAAUGGAGAAGAAAAGGGAAAGGAAGCUCCUGCCAAAGACCUGGCCCGGAAACGAGAUACAGGAGUGGGGAAAGACUCGAAAAAGGAAGAAAGUGCUCAGAAGACAGACCCAAAGGUUAAAGCUGAGGCUGAGAGCAAAACCAAGGAUGGGAAAGCCAUCAAUGACAAGGUCAAGGCCAUGGAGAAAAAGCUGAUGGGGAAGGACAAGAAGGAGGAAGAGAAGGAUUCAGCGGUAAAGAAGGAGAAGGGGAAGGACAAAAAAGAAGAGGAGAAGGGCUCAGUGUUAAAGAAGGACACAGGGAAGGAUAAAAAGGAGGAGGAGAAGGGCUCAGUAUUAAAGAAGUUUGCAGGGAAGGAUAAAAAGGAGGAAGAGAAGAGCUCGGCAGCAAAGAAGGAGACAGGGAAGGACAAGAAGGAAGAAGAAAAGGGUUCAGCACUGAAGAAGGGCACGGAGAAGGACAAAAAGGAGGAAGAGAAGAGUUCAGGAUCAAAGAAAGAGGCAGAAAAAGACAAAAAAGAAGAAGAGAAGAAAGGAAAAGACAAAAGAAGAGAAGAAAGAAAAAGAUAAAAAGAAGAGGAAAAGAGUUCAGAUCUGAAAAAAUCAAAGGCAGAUGAGAAGGAGAAACCUAAGCCAGAGGCAGAAAAGGCAGCGGAGGAGAAACAGGAGGCCAAGGCGACGGCGGCGGCCGAGAGCAGCACCUCCAAGCCCGCCACCGGCAGCUCCCCGGACCAGGCCAAGGAAGACGAAGCUUCCAGCAUCUUCGAUGAGCUCAUCGAGAAGGUGAAGAACAACGACGCCGAGGUGACCGAAGUCAACGUGAACAACUCGGACUGCAUCAACAACGAGACCCUGGUGCGCUUCACCGAGGCCCUGGAGUUCAACACGGUGGUCAAGCUGUUCGCGCUGGCCAACACCCGCGCCGACGACCACGUGGCCUUCGCCAUCGCCAUCAUGCUCAAGUCCAACAAGGUGCUGACGAGCAUCAACCUGGACUCCAACCACAUCACGGGCAAGGGCAUCCUGGCCAUUUUCCGGGCGCUGCUGCAGAACAACACGCUGACGGAGCUGCGCUUCCACAACCAGCGGCACAUCUGCGGGGGGAAGACGGAGAUGGAGAUCGCCAAGCUCCUGAAGGAGAACACCACGCUGCUCAAGCUGGGCUACCACUUCGAGCUGGCCGGGCCUCGCAUGACGGUCACCAACCUGCUGAGCCGAAACAUGGACAAACAGAGGCAGAAACGCCUCCAGGAGCAGAAACUGGCACAGGAGCGCGGGGAGAAGAAGGACCUGCUGGAGGUGCCCAAGGUCGGAGCCCCGAAGGGGUCCCCCAAGGGGUCCCCGCAGCCAUCCCCCAAGGCUUCCCCCAAAAACUCUCCCAAGAAAGGGGGAGCGCCCGCCGCGCCGCCCCCGCCUCCUCCUCCGCUCGCCCCGCCGCUGAUCAACGAGAACCUGAGGAACUCGCUCUCGCCGGCCACGCAGAGGAAAAUGGGAGACCGGGCGCUGCCGGUCCAGGAGAAGAACUCGCGGGACCAGCUCCUGGCGGCCAUCCGCUCCAGCAACCUCAAACAGCUCAAGAAGGUGGAUUUACCAAAGCUGCUGCAGUAGGGAGCGGGACGGCUUUGCCCCCGCAGCCUGGCGUGGCAGACCCCGGGACUCUCGCCUUCCUCGUGACUCUUGCCAUGACGAGCCCUCUGGGACCCUGCAGUGACCGACACCGAGGAGCAGCGAUCUCUCUGGGACUGACGGAGGAAGGGCCGGGCCCGAGGAGGGCCAGCACGGCCGUUCGAUGCAGUGUGUGAGGAAGACCUUGUAUUUAUUAUUGUUACGGUUGCGAAGCCCUCAAGCUCUCUCUUCUGCCAGCACCGUGCCCCGCUCUGUCCGGCCGCUCGGGGAUGUCAAGGACGGAGGAGGGGGUGGUGGCUGUCCCCACGUCCCUGCUGCAUCCAACCCCACCGCGGGGAAAGGGGGCUCGUGGUGGAAGGGAGGCAGUGCCACGGGCCGGGGAGUGCAGCGGGGCCGGGGGUCCCCUGGGAGCGCACCGAGGGGCUGAUGCCCUCCAGCCCGGUCCAACCUGGGCCGAGCAGAUGGACCGCCCCAGCCAGGGGACAUCUGGGCCAUCGUCACCGCUUGUGUCCCCACAGGGUCUCCGAGUGGCCGGGAGGGUGACGGGGACAUCGGUGGUACACGGGGUAGGAGGUGGUGGAGAGCUGCAGCAGGAGGUGGAGCUGGGGUGGGGGCGUGCGCCCAGGGCUGUCCCCAGGGCUGUCCCCAGGGUCCCAGGGCUGUCCUGCCCCUGCAGAAUGCGGGACCUGACCUCUGCACCCAGACAUUUGUCCCUGUGCGGUGACCAAGUGCUCCGUGGGAAGAGCAGGGCUCGUAGGGGGGUCUGCUCCUGGGGUGGGGGGCAGCAGGAGGGGGUGGCAGUGGCCCCCCGCGCUGCCAGCGUCACCUGCAGCCCUGCCAGCUCCUCUGCCCGUGGGCAUGGGGCCAGGCAGGGGACGCUGUCUGCCCAUGAAGCCCUGGCUGCGGGGGGGCAGCGGGUUUUGGGGCGCUGUGCCCACCCCUGGUGUGAAGCAUUGCUCACGAUUUGUACAACUGCGGCCACUGCAUCAGCAAUAAAGCUCACCCAACGCUUC
Molecule: messenger RNA, 6197 nt
Organism: Cygnus atratus (black swan)
Lineage: Eukaryota; Metazoa; Chordata; Aves; Anseriformes; Anatidae
Gene: LMOD1
Product: leiomodin 1
Biological process (GO): pointed-end actin filament capping; muscle contraction; myofibril assembly
Cellular component (GO): myofibril; striated muscle thin filament
Molecular function (GO): actin binding; tropomyosin binding
Source: RefSeq, a predicted model, not a curated record